Molecule: messenger RNA, 1059 nt
Organism: Penicillium bovifimosum
Lineage: Eukaryota; Fungi; Ascomycota; Eurotiomycetes; Eurotiales; Aspergillaceae
Exons: 1
Coding region: 1-1059 (352 amino acids)
Source: RefSeq, a predicted model, not a curated record
AUGGUUCUCCUCACCUCCUCCACGGUCUCGACCAUUGUGUCGAUGGGAGUGAUCUGCAUAUUCUCCGCUGCAUUGUUUAUCUCCGGAUACGUCCUACAGCAGCAAUCGGUCAAAAACAUCCAACAUGCCCUGAAACCUCGAGAUACUUCGGAAAACGCCAAACACAAGCCCGGCCCCGCAUUCCUCAAUCCAGUAGACCGGGGUCUCUCGGGUAUCGACUAUGAGGAGGACGAAACACCGAUUGGGACUGACCCUCAUUAUGGCUCACUAGGGAACUAUGCCUAUCUCCAAAUGCUGUCUGAACCAGACCCAUCAGACAUCUGCUCUGUAAUCCUUUUCUUCAAGAAACUCUCCGAAAAUGGGACAGCCGUCGAAGACCGCCUGUUCAUGUACCCAGAAAAAUGGGACCGCAUGUCAGCCGAGGACCUGGGCACAUCAGCCUCUAAAGCAUUGUCAAUACUACGCGCAGCCAGCUUCAAGUACAAUAUCUGGCUUCUCCCUAUCGACAUGGCAACAGCUACGGCUGCUGGCUACUCAACGACAAAUACCAAGCUCCUCCAUCUCGGCCGGAUGCAAUUUAUGCAAUAUGACAGUGUUCUCUAUGUGCAAACCCCCGGGCUGCUAUUAGACACUGGAAAGCUGGAUGACAUGCUCUUGGGGCGACCUCUGCCACUCCGCUAUGACAAGAACCGGCUGGAGUCGUAUAACAAUGAGGCGUGGAUCCCCAUGCCGCUUCGUCCAGACCGCGACUCGGAUCUCCCGCCUGUCUAUUUGAUUACGGUCAAUAACAUGGAGAAUGCUAAGGUGGAGGCAAGGACUCAUAUUCCCAAUCUUGCGUUGCCUGGGUUUGGGGAUAUCGUGGCCGGACCUCUGAGAGCUGCCAAAUUGUAUGAAUCAGAAGAUGCAAGUCGACCUGGCUACGUGUGGUUUGAUAACGAUCGUGAUGGUCGUGUAAAAUGGUCUGACAGUCCUUACUUUGGGACCUGGCGCUCGCAGCAAGCUGAAGUUUGUCAAGGGUUGGACUUGGACGAGAUCUUGUAUGUAGAUGACGAGCGAUGA